AUGGGUCUCACUACAUUCAUCCAAGGUGGCGAAUACGAAACUGCCUCAUCAGAGGUGAUGAACUCAGAUAUUCAGACUGAACUUUCUGCAACAUUGGUUGCGAAGCACCUUGUAUACCAAGCCGUUCUGGGAUAUGGAAAGGUCUGCGAUAAACGGGGCCGACCUUCCUCGCCCGAGCAGGCAAAAAAAUUGCUGUUGGUCUUUACCAAUGCCAUUCUUGAGGACAUGGUCACACGUGGUGUGAAGGUUGAUGAUCAGGAAGCGGCGAAAAGUGAGACCGACAAAAUGGCAGAACAGGUACUUAAGGACUCUGACGAGUUUCAAUAA
Molecule: messenger RNA, 327 nt
Organism: Penicillium verhagenii
Lineage: Eukaryota; Fungi; Ascomycota; Eurotiomycetes; Eurotiales; Aspergillaceae
Exons: 3
Coding region: 1-327 (108 amino acids)
Source: RefSeq, a predicted model, not a curated record